Molecule: messenger RNA, 1011 nt
Organism: Maylandia zebra (zebra mbuna)
Lineage: Eukaryota; Metazoa; Chordata; Actinopteri; Cichliformes; Cichlidae
Source: RefSeq, a predicted model, not a curated record
AUGACUGCAUUCAAAACUGCAGUGAAGAAUCUGAGGUGGAUUGCUGGGGGCACCUUCACCCCCUCUGCUCUGAAGUACGCCUAUGAUAACCUCAUCAGGGACAGCAAGAGAGCCCGAUCCAAAGUGUCCGUCGUCGUGGUCACAGACGGCCGCUUUGACCCCGAGACGACGACAAUCAGCUCACAUACCUCUGCAACGACCCGCUGUGGUGGUGAAUGCCAUCGGGAUAGGGACAUGUUUGACACCAGACACGACAGCGAGACUCUGGUGUCAAUCGCAUGCAACAAGAAGGAUCGGGCUACUGAGAUGAGGCGCUACAGCGAUUUGGUGGCUGAUGAAUUCUUAGAAAAGAUGGAAACUGUCCUCUGUCCUGAUCCAGUCAUUAAGUGCCCUGAUCUCCCCUGUACAAGUGAACUUGACUCAGCACCUUGUGUUGCGAGGCCUGUGGAUUUGGUAUUUCUAUUGGAUGGUUCAGAGCGUCUCGGGGAGAGAAACUUCCUCCUUGUUCGUGAAUUUGUUCAGAAGGUUGCAGACAGGCUGGUACUGGCCAGGACCAGGACCGAUCGAGAGCGAGCCCGUCUGGCACUGAUGGAGUUUGGCAAGGAGUCAGAGAAUCGGGUGGCUUUCUCUCUAACACAUGACCCUGUCCAGAUUGUUAACAGUUUAACAGCUUUACGGUAUCUAGAUUCUUCUUCAAGCGUGGCGCCCGGCAUCAUACAUGCCAUCAACAACAUCCUGGUUAGAGAAAGCGCCCGGCAAACGAGGCCCAAUGCAGAGAUUUCAUUCUUUCAUUACAGAUGUGUCACUAACAGCGACAACCUGGACGAAGCGAUCAGUGCCAUGCGUCGUUACGAGGUGGUCUCCACGGUGAUUGCCACAGGAAGUGAUGUUGAUCAAGAAGUCCUGACAAAGCUGGCUAUGGGGGACCAGCACGCCAUCUUUAAAGCAGAAAAAUUCUCAGAUUUUUUAAGGUCCGGUAUGUUUGAUCGUUUCAUCCAGUGGGUGUGUUAG